CUAGAUGUAUCGGUGAGCCUGUUGUCCCUGCUGGUGACCACCUGUGGUCUGGCUCUCUUCAGCGUCUCCCUCUUUGUCUCAUGGAAGAUAUGCUGGGUACCACUGAGCGGCCGCUUCCUCCCAGAUGUCCUCAAGGGAGCCCACUUCCUGGGGGGAGACCAACAGCCUGUCCUCACAGAGGUGGACGGGGACGAAAGGGAUUACAGCGAAGAUGGCUGUAUGAAGGAUUCUUUGGGGCCCCCCUCCAGUGUUGUUGCCCCGGAGUCUGGCCUGAAAAUUAGCCACACGUCGCCUGACAUACCAUUGGAGACUCAGGCCAAGCUGGAGAAAAACCAAGUCCACACUCUGGCCAGGGACCGGGUUCAGAGACAGAUUACUGAGCCUACUUCAUCUGUACGGCACAACUCCAUCCGUCGUCAGAUGAAUUUGUCCAAUCCGGACUUUAACCCUGCUCAGUUCCAGCGCCAAGAGUCACUGUCUGGUUUGGGCCGAAUCAAACCAGAACUCUACAAGCAGCGGUCGGUGGACGCAGAAGAUGGUCGUCCCACUGACAGCUGCGGGCGUCUUCUGUUCGUCCUGAAGUUUGACUUUGACCUGGAGCAGCUUAUUGUGAAGAUCCACAAGGCCCAUGAUCUUCCUGCAAAAGACUUCUCAGGGACAUCUGACCCUUACGUCAAGAUCUACCUUCUGCCUGACCGCAAAACCAAGCACCAGACUAAGGUGCACCGCAAGACACUCAACCCAGUGUUCGAUGAGGUGUUUCUCUUUCCGGUGGCGUACGCCGAGCUGUCGAGUCGUAAGUUGCACUUCAGCGUCUACGACUUUGACAGGUUCUCUCGCCAUGACUUGAUUGGACAAGUGGUGGUGGACAACUUCCUGGAUCUUGCUGACUUUCCAAGGGAGACAAAACUGUGCCGGGACAUACAAUACGUAACCUCG
Notothenia coriiceps (black rockcod) is the source of this 939-nucleotide messenger RNA. Its product is annotated as synaptotagmin-9-like. The transcript is spliced from 3 exons. Gene Ontology annotation, biological process: calcium-ion regulated exocytosis. Gene Ontology annotation, cellular component: plasma membrane; exocytic vesicle; dense core granule. Lineage: Eukaryota; Metazoa; Chordata; Actinopteri; Perciformes; Nototheniidae. The record is from RefSeq and is a predicted model, not a curated record. Gene Ontology annotation, molecular function: clathrin binding; calcium-dependent phospholipid binding; SNARE binding. The annotation marks the transcript as partial.